Molecule: messenger RNA, 11216 nt
Organism: Dermacentor andersoni
Lineage: Eukaryota; Metazoa; Arthropoda; Arachnida; Ixodida; Ixodidae
Source: RefSeq, a predicted model, not a curated record
UCGGUUCCUCAGCCAACAUGGACGAUGGCAGUACGGUUUCAGCAAAAAGGGACGAAAUUGGCGUUUACUUGCCAUCGAUCUGAGCCUGAAAGGUGGAAAAGUACCGCAAGUUCAGGAUGGCUAAUGGCGAAGAACUAUUCCUCCAGUCCCCUCUAGCUGCGUGGGUCAAAACAUUUUACGAUGAUGAUGGAAAGCCAUUGGACUUCAAGCAGCUCUGUGAUGGCGUCUUUCUGCACACCGUCUGGCUGCAGAUUGACGCCCAUCCCAUGUACUCCGGUGUAAUAAAUCCAGCUACUGACAUGACUGCUCGACUGCGAAAUCUCAACAUGCUGCUGCACAACAUCAAAGUGUUCUACGAGGAGGUCCUGGAACAAGUGCUAGUUAUGCACCUGCCUAAUGUGGUCAGCAUUGCCAAAGCAACCUUUGAUGAAACCAGUGAGCAGGAGCUGAGUCGUCUGCUCCUGCUGAUGCUGGGCUGUGCAGUACAGUGUGGCCGUAAAGGACGCUUCAUUGAAGCCAUUCGAAGGCUCGACUUGGCCACCCAGGCCUCCCUGGCCGAAGCAAUCGCCUCCAUCACCGACAAUCCGGAUUCAGUCUGGACACGGGACUGGGGCCGACUGGAGACCCUGCCCGAAGCGGACCGGCCGCGCAUGUAUGCCACUCUAGUCCGUCACGUAGCCACUCUCUCUCGACAACGAGACAGCGCAGCACAGCGCCUUGUGAACCUGACCUUGGAACAGGAGUCGAGUGGCAGUGUCGAUGGUGCGGGCGAUCAGGUAUGGGGUGGCUCUGAUGCUGCGUCACCCCAGGCGGCUGACUCGAGGCUAGGCGUGGAAUUAGCCGACACCAAGGCCAAGCUUCGCCGCUGUCAACAGGAGCUGGAGGAGAAGCUCGAAGUACUGUCCGAACAAAAAGAGGAGCUCAGUCAGCUGAAGGAGGCGAUUGCAAGGUUGCGACAAGAGAACUUGGAACUUGUACAAGAUGCAAGAACAGCCAAGGCCUACAGGGAUGAGAUUGACAUUCUCAAGGAAAAGGUGCUGAAGCUGGAUAGGCUUGAAAGUGAAAUACAGAGGUACAAAGAUAAGAUGAGCGAACUCGACUUCUUUCGGAGUAGAGUGGAGGAACUGCGCGAGGACAAGCGCAUCCUGGGCGAAACGAAGGCCAUGCUGGAGGAACAACUGGAAGGCAGUCGGCGCCGUGUGGAGCACGCUGUACAGCUGGAAGCUCAGCUGCUGAAGGCUCGUGCUCGUCUCAGCGAAUGCACCUUGGAGCGUGAUCUGGACCGGAGCCAGGUGCAGAAGCUGCUGGAGCAAAAUGCACAGCUGCGGCUUGAGCACCAGGCUACCCUGGACGAGAAUGUGCAACUCCAAGGGGAGCUGCAGAGGUUGCGAGCACAGGCCACAUCGCCACGCACAGAGAACAGCCUGCUGGAGCAGUUGAACACAGAUUCUGAGACCAGGGUAUUGCAUUUUGAGCUGGAAAACAGGCGCCUGCAAGUCCUUCUUGAUGAGAUGAAAGCACAGAUGGAAGAGAGUCCAACAAAGAAUGAACUACAGACACAGUGUGCAAUGGCCAACGAGCGACUCGAACAACUCGAACAAGAAAACGCAACAAAAGAACAGCAACAAGAAGCCGAUCGUCAUCGAAUAGCAGGCUUGGAAUCAGAAAAAAUAGAAUUACAGCGUCAGCUUGAAAUCAGCAAGAGCGAGUGCGCAAAAAUGGAAGAACUCGAAAAGGCUGCCCUGGCAUCAAAUUUGGAAGCGCAAAGAUUGCAGAAGGCCCUCGAUGCAUCACAGAACAGGCUGUCCUCAUGUAGGACCGAGCUUCAGGCGGCAGAAGCAGAGAACGCGAAGCUGCAGUCAACGUUGGAGUCGCUCAAGAGCCAGUUGCAACGGAUGCACAGCAUUGAAUUGGAAGGCGCAGACCUGGAAACGUGGCUUCACCGGGUUGAACAGGAGCGCCGGUCCUUGGAUCGCGAAGCAAGUCGGCUUCGGUCAUCGCUUCAGGCCAAGGAUCAGUCACUGGAUGAGCUGUCCUCGCGUGUGUCCACCCUGGAGCGUGAGAACGAGCAGCUACGCAGGGAGGCCCAGAAGGCAGCAGCUGCAGCUGCGCACACCCAAGACCUGGAGCAGCGCUGCCAAGAGCUGUCCCAGAAGGCCUCGCUGGAAGCAAAGGCUGUCAGUGAUCUACGACAGGAACUGGUAGAAGAGAAAUUACGCAAUGAACAGCUAACUAGCGAGCUGGACCGUAUUGCCACAAGUUUGGAGCUGACGACAAGCCUGUGGAAAACACAGAGAGAAAACAGCCGCGAAACACAGGAGUCUCCGAGGGAACCAACUUUCACACCUCUUUUCUGCCUCGAGAAGACCAAGGCUGUCUUAGAAGAGGUUGAGAAUCUGUCCAGCGUGAGUGCAGAAGACAAGCGAUCCAAGGCUGACAGAGAGGCUGUCCUGCCCAAAAGUACCGAGCUGAUUGAAUGUGUUCCUGAGUUGUCCAACAGUGUGGACAGAGACAAGCUGAUCUCGAAGAAAGUCUUGGAACUAAAGGAGAGCAUUCUUGCUCUUGAAAAGAAGAAUGGCUGUCUUGAGGAAGAAGCGUGGCGCCUGCGAAGCCAGCUGCAAGCAUUGCAGGAACACACAGCCUCCCUGCAAGGGCGAGCAACGAGCGGAGAGCAGCGCCACCUGGGGCUGCAGGCUCAGCAUGCUCAACUACAGGUGGAGGCAGCCUACCUAGGAUCACAGCACACAGCUCUGCAGCAGAAAGUGUCAGAGCUCCAGGAGCAGCUGCUGAAGGCAGAGGCUCAGCGAGAUCAGCUCUCUGUAGAGAAGACGGAACUUGGCCAGAGCAAGGAGGCCCUGAUGCGUGACCACCAGGUGCUGGAAAAGCUGCAUGAGCAACUGUCGGCCGACUACCAGGCCCUGGCGUCAAACCUCAGCUGCGUCAAGGCCUCGUGCAAGUUGCUCAAGCAGGAAAAUGCAAGCCUCAAGGAGCAACUCGAGGAUGCGACCCUUUCAAGUGAAGUGCUCCGGCUGGCCCAAGAUGAACCAGUGGCAAAAAACCUGCGCUCUGAAAACUCCAAACUAAAGGAGGAGCUGAAUGCUGCCCGACAAGCUGAGGAGAAGUUGCGUGCCGAGUUUGAUGCGCUGAAGACUCAGCACCGGGCACUGAAGGAGUCUCACAGCAACCUGCGCUCAGACCACAGCCGCCUUCGUGGGGACCUUGAGGAGAGCCGCAGCGACCUUGUAGCAGCGCGGGUGGACCUCUCACGACUGGUUGCCAGUUACGAGGUGCUUGCACAGGCCCAAGGAGAGUUGCAGGAUGAGAGGAGGAGGCUCCUGUCUGGAAUCUCGUCCCUGUUGAGUCGCUGCAGAAAUGUGCUGCCUGAAUCGUCACUGCCCGGAAUACAAGAGGACAGGGUCCUUCUGCGCGAGCUUGAGUCGCUUAGGGAUGACCUUGAAGGCCGCCUGCGAGAUUAUGCACGGAAGUUGGAUGGGAACUUAUCUCUGUCAAAAGAAUCUCUCUCAAAGUCAAGAUCUGGGUAUUUGAGCUGUAAUGUGUCUCAAGUGAGUAUGAGUGAUGUCCUCGGUGUGCCCAUUGGCUCCAUAGGCAAUGGCCUGUGCACUCAGAGCCGUUUUCAAAGCGAGUACGGUGACUACAAUGGCCGAAAUCCCUGGGCAGGGAGCACGCCUCAAGAUGACCAAAUUCCUGUGCGUGAUGUUGGGCCCCUGUCCCAAUCUGCCCGUUGCCACGGCUCGUCGCCUGAAAGCAGCCUCGCCCACUUUUCCAACUCUUGUGUGCUUCAGGAUGCGCCGCCGACCUGCUCAACGCCUUUAAGCACGCCAAAGCAACAAUCCAGCCCACUGCCAUUGCCGGCCCCACAUGUCACCGUUGAGAACCACACCACGGUGAACCUGGUGACUCACGUCAAUGCCUCGGAGCCUGCUGCCGCAUCCCCGGCCUCCACGGCACAGCCUCACAUAUCUACACCACAUGGUUUCUCGCGCACUCCUGCUCUGCGACACUCCAUGUAUUCACGGCUGCGUGGGAGUGGCGUCGGCAAUUCGCCUGGCCUGCGAGCCCCUCUCAGGCUUUGCACGUCACAGGAGAAACUGCUUCUAGAUGACAACACAGAUUUUGAUGCCUCGCAGAGCUCAACUGACCACGCCAAUCAGCCAGGCAGCCGGGAGAAACGAGCAAACGCUGUUUGGUACGAGUAUGGUUGUGUCUGAAGGUGACCUAGCUGGGCACAUGUGGCUGUGUUUCCUCUUCCUGCUACUUUAUUGAUUGCCGCUGAAGCCAUUUUUUUUUUGUUUAGAGCAGCUUCUAUCAUCACUAUUUGCACAACUGUGUGCUGUGUAAAUCAGUGUCAGCUGCAGUGUUGAUGCUUAACGCGCACGAGUGAACGGCUGAAAUCCUGGCAUCUGCUUGCACUCGGCACUUAUUUGGAAGUCUAAAAACCCAGUGGUUUAUACUUGAAGUAGGCUAUCAUGUUGAGCCUUGCAGCUGCAAGGAAACUCCCGAGUGAAAUAAUCAUUUAAUAUGAUGAGAGUAAUGUCCACCCCUUUGGUGCAGCAUCCAUAAGGGAGUCACUGAGACUUUGGGCUCAAGCAAUUUCACCUCUGCUAACAAACGGUCGGUGAUGUACUAGUGAAGAAUUGCAUAACAGGUUUGCUCACCACAACAAAGCAUUAAUAAACAUAUAUGGUGGAAACUUCGGAAAAGUUUGUACAUAGCUGAAUUAAGGUGUAACAGAAAACAGAGUACGCACCCAGCUACUUAAAAAAAAAAUGAAAUGAAGCAACUUGAAGUUCUUUGUUCGUACUGGUUUAAGAGAGUUUCCACACUGCGCCAAAGCAUCAACCAUGCAGUUUGGUUCUUAUAUCCAGAUCCCACAGUUUCUCCGACCGCCGUUUAGGAGUGAAUAAUUUCUGUACCCACGUUCUGUGCACACAUUUACUUCAUAGACAAAAACAAGGGACACAUUUUAUUUCAAUUUUUCGAGGUGUGGCCGAUAAAUAUCUUUCACUAGACAGCAAGGAAGACGUGGUUCACCGUAUUGUGCAACCCAGAUGCCCAAUCACAUAAUAUCGUAAGCCUUCAUGCGCCACAUAUGCCCUGCCAAAUUGUGGCAGCAGCCACAUGCCUAUUGUGGUGGCUGUAAUUUGUAUAAUGUGCAACGUUUCUGGCUUAAACUGCUGGCUCAUUUACCUUCAGAACUUUGCAACAGAAGUGGCAUUUCAUUGUAGAUGCAGUGUAGUAUCACAUUUAUGUGCAUUAUCUGCCCUGCUCAUCCAGAAUAAUUAAGAAGUGCAUCUAAUCUGCAGUGACGCCUGACAACAAAUGCACAAUUUGCAGGUACACAACGGUAACACUGUUUGUCAUUGUUGGGACAGAAUGCAGUGCCUGGUUAUCACCGUUUGUUCAUACCAUGUGGCUGCUUGCUGUUUUUCAGCAUUUUCAAGUGAGAACUGUUGCACAGUAAGUGUCUAAAGCUUCAAGAUCAAAACGUCACGGCACCGUAUGCUUCUGAAUCAAAAUAUGUGUAGGUGCGUGAAAUGACAACGCGCUAUGUGGUACAAUCUUGUGCCUAAGCAGUGCGUUUUGUUUGUAAUGCAAGAACUGGCGUUUGCUCUUUUAUUUCUCGCCAUUUCUUGCGUGGCACGGUGAGCUUAUCCGUGAUCACAAAACAGCUGAACUAGAGAUUUUAAAUUCAUGAAAUGUGCGACGCACCAAUCAAAGAUUAGCUUUUUGAUACCACUGGUAAAAGACAUGCACAAGGCAGAACAGAAUGCGUGCUGUUUGUAUUGAAAUUGUGUAGCAUCCUAGGCUGUUACAUUAAAGAUCCCACAUAGCGCUGUACAAGUUUGGGAAUGUAUAUGUGCACGUGGACUCGGGAAGCAAAAGAUAGGAAGUGUUGCAACUAGUGAAGCCCAGUGCCUAGAAUGAAGUGGCUUCUCCAUUGGAUAAAAAAGGAAAGUUAGUGGCACAUAAUAGUUUCAGGAAACAUUGAAGCAGGGCCUGGCCACUGGCAAUAUCCUUAAUUUCAAGGUCACAAUUUAUUCUGGAAAAGCUGCAUUCAUUACGGUUCCUAAGACAUUCAACAAUUCAUUUAUGUGUGACAUACUGUGUGUAUUUCGUCAGUCGGCUCAUUCUACUGCACAUGUUAUGUGUUCAUUGCUAUGUUGUGAAAGCUCUUGAUUUAGACAGCAGGUAAGCGAGACACUGGAGCAGCCUUUUAGUGCCUUGGUUUCCGGGUUGUUGCCAAACUUCGUCAAAAGCCAUCUGUUGUGUUGGCCACUGAAGUGUCCUGUGUCUCGAGCUAAGAGUGAGAUGAUUUGAAUGAAUGGCCUAAUCUUAUGGUUAAGAUUAAAUGCCAAUUAUCAAGUUCAUUUAGGUUUGCACCCUGGCUCCUUGGCUUUGUAAACUAAUGGCAAGGUGCAAUUCAUGCUCAUGCAAACCCUUGUUUUGUUGAGCCAUUUGACUAUGUGCAAGGUUAUGCCCUUCCUCCGAUUAGCUGAGGGGAGGAAUUUUUUUUUUUUUUAUAGAAUACAAGCAUGCCGGUAAAGAAAGGUGCAAGGUUGGUUUGUAGUGUGCACUGAACCAUAUCAUGACAACAGUCCCCCCCCCCUCUCUCCUGUGCCUUUACUUGUGUGUUUGUUCAAGUGUAUAUGUGUUUCUUAGCUGAACCUACUUAUUUAUUUUUUUCAUGCAUUUUAAGUUUGCGCCACCAUUUUUCACUUGCAAGGAACAAUGUGUUCAGACAUGCAUUGUGUUCAUUUCACACUUAUGAGUUGGCCCUGUAUUGGGAAAGCCACAUUACUUUGCCACAACGAAAAUUAGCUUACUUUGAUGUGUGUUGUGAGAGUGUUGUUGUGCAGGAUAACAGAGAAUUUAAAGUCGAGGUGAGGCUUUUAUUGCUGCAUAUUCUUUGUUGCUUGCUAUGUAACAAGCUAAGAUGGUGCACAACAUGUCAUAAAAGCAUGUUAUCUGCUGCUCAUAUCAGCUGACUUUGACGUGGCUGCAAACUUUUAUUUUGCUAACCAUCUUAUGGAGUCGGACCUCGAUAUAACAAACCUCGACUUAUUGAAACUCCCUAUGUUACGAAACAUUUUCGUUUCCCAAUGUUAGUUCCAUUGAAAACUACAUAUCUAUUUUUUUGCAAUUUAACGAAGUAUUUCCAUGGCACUGUUUUGAUUUAACAAUGUUUUUGGCCAUUUGAAGCAUUUAGUAGGAGGCUCUUUGGCUAGUAAAUUUUGCAGAAAACUAUAAAAAUGUUGGCUGAAGCUGAAGUCAUCGCUUGCACGCAUCUUUCCGCACGAAAAGCUCGAGCAGCAAAAACACUGUUGUAGGGACCUGAUAAUUGGGAUCCUCAAAGCAUGCACGCAGUGGCGCAGUUAUACAGGAAACACUGCUGUGCCAUGUCGGGUUGGUAAAGAAUGUGAGGAGACCGUGAGGCACGCAAGCAGCGCUAAGUAACAGUAGCCAAUCUCAAAGGCCAUGUGAAGGCAGCUGCGAUCUGUAGCCAAUCUCGAAGGUCGUGCUUUUGUAUGUUAAAAGCACCAGAAGCAAUUUUUAGAGCCAUAAGCAUGUGUUGUCAGCCAUGCUUCACUCCAGCAAUGGUUCCUACAGCGUGGGGGGAGGAAGGUGAGCAUGUGAAACAUGAUUAAGCAUGUGCUAAGGUGCGCUAGAAGGUGGGGUGGCAGGGGCAGGUGAGCUUGCGAGCGACCUCUUCUAGCCUGGCCCUGCCAUGUGGCUGUGCAUGGCAGUCCACACGGCUAAGUGCAUACACGGGCCUCGCACCAUAUCUUGGGAGCUAAUCUGUGGUGCAAAGGCUAAGGGUGAGCCGAGAUGACUGAUACCUUGACGCACAUUAUGUUCCUGCAUACCUAGUGUUGGAGGCCAUGUAAUCUCAAGUUUGCGAGACAUGGUGAAGCUAAAGGCAGCACAAAGCAUUUGCUCCCUGUUACCGGCACUCUUCAUCAUGCAAAAAUUGUGACAGCAAGCGUUUGUUGCGAUAAAGUGAUAUCUGUUCAUGUUUGUUUGUGUGUGUGGUGACACCAUGCUUGUUAAUUUAAUUAGUAAGCAAACGUUUACUGCAAUUUGUAUGGCCGGUAAAUCCAUGAACCUUAGUUCGUGUAGGUGUCUAAUGCUUUGGUAUUGCUAUCGUGCUUCACCUUUCAGACGAAACAGCGACUUUUCUUUUAUAUCUCAGAGGGAACAAAUCUCUGUAUGAAUGACAGCUAUGGGCACUAAGUGCAUUUAACAAUGGUGUCCAAAAUUUACAUCGGUGCGCGAUGCAACAAUUGCACAUCUUGCAUAUCAUGAGCCAUAUCGAUACAUUGCUCUUGGUACAAUGUGCACUCCAUUUGCCUGUGCUCGUAAUCGCGCAGUCAUGGCAUGACCUUUCUGCGAUUUGUUUAUAAGUGCUCACUGACAAGAUGCUACCUACCAGGAAUGUUCUGGGAACCUAUGAAAUUAUUUUUACUGCUGAAACUUUAAAAUGAAAUUCACAGUCUAAAAAAGUUCUUCGCUGUAAGUUCGGCUUCGUUAUAUCGAGGUCUGACUUUGUAUAACAUGUUGAGACGGUACUUACGACUUCUUGUUGCACAUCUGCUGCCAAUAUAGUUAAUAUUCUAAACUGUUGUGACAAAGCUAUGCCGAGUGUGGUUGCACAAUCUGUGCAGUUGGUUUUAACAAACAGGCCUGGUCUGUAUGCAAUUGACAGGAGUGUGUCCACGAGUGACAGGGGUUCAAAGCAACAAAAUUUUUCUCUGCACUGUUGCAUAUGCUUUUCUCUUAGUACUUGUCUUCACACCCGCCUGCGCCUGGCACCUACAAGAGUUUACAGAAAUGAAAGUGUUCAUGUGAGCCCAACGUUUCAGUGGCACUCUUCUCAAUCUUUGCUAUUAUAGGGCGGUGGCUCAGGCAAGUGAGUGAUCCAGGAUCUUCUAUGUACAGUGCACAAAAACACACGCACACAAACAGUACUGUGUAUGUGUACCUUUCUUUCUUUGCGUCUCGCAUUUACUAUGCUGACAGCUCAGCACCAACUCCCGUAGAGUCCCGCAUGACUGAUGGCCGAGUGGAAGCCGCAGAAAUAUCUGGCGUCCAAACUGGACAAAGCAGCCUCUGGCUCUUGCAUCUGAGGUAAACCUAAUGCAGGUAGCUUCAAACGUGCAGAAAGUUCGUAACAGUGAAACAAGCCAGGGAGUGGCAUUAUGUUUUUAUUAAGUGGUUUCGGACUUAGUAACAGCAUGGUGUAGCUUUCCAAGUGCUACAGUUCCAUGCGGCCUCGGAUUGCAGCACUGUGGUGCUGCCCUAGCGUUGACUUGGUGGACCUUUAGAAGUCAGAAUUUUGACAUCCAUGGCUGCAACUGCUUGCCGUUUAUGGGCAAAACGCCUUGUUCAUAAGCUUCAAUGCACUGUGAAGGCAGAGUUCUUGUCACUGCAUAAACUUUGCAGCAUCAAAGGCACAGCUUUUCAAAAGCAAUCCUCAAAACUUGCCGACAUCAAUGUGUCAAUGCAGCGAUAUGCACCGGUAUAUGCUGGUAAUGCCCCAGGCGCUGCUGGUGACGAAACGUCUGGUGUGCUUGUUUUGGACACUACCUGUAGAGACAUCACUUCCUGAUGCAAAGUGUGGCUGGGAAAUCCAAAAUAUCUAAGCCGGUUAGAGGUCCUUCCAUAUCUUUUGCCAAGUGACAUAGGUGCUGCUGUACUGUAGCAUUCUUGUGAUUUGGCUGCAAUUCAUGGAACUUCUAAGGCAGGAUUUGUUGACGUUAAAAUGCAAACUUUAUUCAAAUCAACCCCUAGUGAAAGUGCAGUAUAUCAGGCUGACACUGUUGUGUCGUGCUUUUGCUCUUGCUAUUUUUAGAGAUGAAGCGAUACGCACAGAUGAUGUCGCCUGCCCCUUUUCCCUUGUCUGAGGGUCUGCCAAUUGUUGCUAUAUUAAUAAGAUAUAUUAAUUGUGGCUAUUGCUAUGUGUUAAUGUUAUGCAGUUAGGAGAUACUACACUCAGAAAGUCAAGUAUGUGUAGUAGCGUGCAUGUUGUAAGCUUGUCACUGCUUUGUGAACAAAGGUCUGCACUGCAUUUAUCGAAACUGCCCACAGCUUCCUCCAGGUUGUGCCUGUAUGUGUAUUAUGAGGCAGUAAGCAUACCAGUCAGCCUGUAGUGAGUGUCCGUAGAACAAAUGUAAUUUAUUAUAGGAAACGCACAGUGCUACAAGUUUAGACCAGUUGCCUGCUUGUGCCUGCUGUUUAGCUUAGUAAGUGUACUUGGACCCCCCCUCGGGUUGUCUGCGCUCUUUAGUCUACAGCAACUCUAUGCAAUGAUCUUUUGGUUAGUGCUUGCUUUCCUUGAAUGGCAGACUAAUUUUUUUUGUGCUGGUGGAAACGCGUGAUCUUUUUGCUGAAUGCUGACAGCUUUGGGUCCUUCGAUGGGACUGUUUUCCAUUUAAUUCAAUUUGAUUUCACAGGGUAAUCACAUGAACAGGCAGUGUUAUGGUUUUUGCGGUGUUGCAGGUUCGAAGCAUUGGGAAGCACCAUUUCGUGGUGGCUUCUCCUGACCUCUAAAGCGCUCCUAAGGAGGUAAUAUAUCACUGCCAUAAGUUGCACGUUUUGAAUAGGGAAGGGCUCCUUCAACUUCAAUAGAUGUGAGUGACUCCGAAGAGUAAGGAGUUUUUUCUUUCUUAUAGCUUAGAAGUGCUGUUCUCAGUGGUGUGCCUCAGUUUUUCUGAUUCCUUGCUGUGAUGCUGGCUAAAGCCUUGUGCUUAAUAUGCUUAAUACAUAUAUAGAAGCAAAGAAAUUUACUGCUCUCAUCUGAGCAUUGUGCCUGUGUAGUCCAUCAGGUUGACCUGUCAAACAUUUCUUGUGAUGCAGAUUAUAAUGCGUGUCUGCCUGAACGUUUCAUUCUCAAGGCUGCAGUCUGCUUCAGCUUUUGACCAAAUCAUGUUAUUUAUGACAGCUUCACAUUAUACAUUUGUUUUUUGCAUUUAUUUUAGAUUUUAUAUGUAAAUAGAUGUACAGCUCAUUGUCGUUAGUUUUGUUGGUUGUCACGUUUUCUGCUUUUCAGAAGCCUGUGUGAGAAUUAAGUUGUUGAGCUCAGAAAGAGAACUUCGUUGCCUUGUAGGUGUUGCCUGAAGAUUUUUUUUAAAUGUAUUUUCAUGCUUUGGGUCUUCUGAGAGGAAUGAACAGCAAAUAAAAGUCUUCUGUGGUCUGAA